AUGCGGACGCGAUUCAAGUAUUACAAGCGUAUGGAUUCGAUAUUGGCCAGCGGAGAUAUCAACGAAUACGUCAAGAGCUUGGAUUGUCUAAAUCAAUAUCGCCAGACAGCGCGAAGGAGCAAUAGUGGAAAGACCAAAGAGCGAUUUGUCGCUUCCCACCGCAUUAUUGAUCAUGCUAUGCAAGAUACAGACUAUCUCAUGCACAUGCUUCCAAUUGACUCCGUCCACCCAGUCCUGAGCUGUGCGUUCAACCCGGAUGUUCUAUCGUCAUGGGAUGACUUUCCAGCCUUUGAGUGCGAUCCGAGUCAUUUUGCAACUGGUGGGCCUGCACCCAGCUACGACAAAGAGCGUCAAACUUCGCCCACAGGCCAAGAGAAAUCUGGCGGGGCAACAUCUCAUGAGGAUCGCGUACCAUUCGCCUGGAGUCCAUCUGCCAGACGCCUUGCAGAACCCGCAGAGACUUGCUACGCCACCUAUGAGAAAUUAAAGUCAGGUCUCAUGCAAGAGCUCAGAGUUGAGGAUCAUCUAGUACUUGCCCCUUUGCGAUCCUUUCCCGAUCCAGCUGUUGUUAAUAUCUUCACCUCGAGGUUUACGAAAUGUUUUCUGCCUCAAGCUCCGGCCACCCAUGUGCCCACCUUCAAUUUCAAUGCAGAGCUACCACAGCAUCUGCUUGUGACCAUCAUUUCCAUUGGUGUUACUUACUGUCGGAGAAAAAACGCAAAGCACCUUGCUACCGUCCUACAGGAUCGGGCGCGAUGUCGACUACAGCUCAGCAUUGAAGCAGAUAACACAAUGUUGAGAUCUCCGCAUACCGUCUACGCAGCGGCUUUGAUCUGCUACGCCGGGAUUUGGUGUGGCAACAAGCGCGCUCACGAACUUGCAGAAGCAAUGCGAAGUAGCGUUGUGACAUGGCUCCGGUGGAUAGCUGUUACUACUGAGCGCAUCGAGGACGACGGACUCCUCGAUGCAUGUCAUUCGUGGGCUCAAGAAGACAGUUGUGAGGUGGAGGGAGUGUUUCCUGUGGUUUUGAAAGGGGAGUGGAGCCUAGGAGAUGAGGCGGGGAAUUCGGACAAGUGGGUGGAUGUCGAAACGAGGGCUGAAGGGGAGUGUGUUGAGGUGAGGAUUUGGGUGGAUGUUCAUCCUUGGCUUGGGGCUGCGGAGAAUAAUUAUGUUGCUGUGUAUCGUGAUCUUCCUGUUGUUGACGCGGAAGGUCGGAAACUGGACAGAAACAGCUGUCGGGACAAAGAAGUUGGCGUGUACCAUGGAUGGCGUACCACGCCACGAGGACGAAUUGACAUAGAGUGGACAUUCAAUGAGAACGAUGGCACCGGCAACGAGAUAUGCACUUCGCCUCCGGAGAGCCAGGGUGCUGGAUGGCGAAGAAGCCAGCGAAGCGAAAGUCGAAUGCGGAAUGUUGACACGGCGGCCGAUAGAGACGUGAGGAGGGGACUUCCUGACCAUGCGUCUUAUGAUAGAGGUUGGUUACCUGCAUUUUGGGGACGCACACAGGAGGGCAAGCACAUGGGCUCCAUUGGGCAUCAUUUGGUCAUCAUUGGGCUCCAUUCGAAGCUCAACUUCUGUGAGCCAGCAGAGUGUAUAGCAAGUCAUGAAGUCGAUGACUGGUACGACACGCAUCAUGAUGCCCGGAACUUUGUCGUUUCGGUAGUUGACUUGGCCAAGUCUGGAUAG
This is a messenger RNA of Pseudocercospora fijiensis CIRAD86, 1689 nucleotides long. RefSeq lists its product as uncharacterized. The transcript is spliced from 13 exons. The coding region runs from base 1 to 1689 and encodes 562 amino acids. NCBI's taxonomy places the organism in Eukaryota, Fungi, Ascomycota, Dothideomycetes, Mycosphaerellales, Mycosphaerellaceae. The record is from RefSeq and is a predicted model, not a curated record.